CUGGUCUGCCUCCGCGUCCAGGCGCGGGGAGGGUUGCCGUUUCCUUAGGAAAAGUCCUGCCGCUUCCGAGGCGCUAAACAUUACAGGCGAGCGUUUUGAAGUUACUGAGUGUAUAGACUUUGGACACGCGUGAGUAGAGUUUAAGGAGCCAGAAGCUGGCUAUCUAGAAGCCACACCCGCAGAGGCCUUCCCCCCUCUCCGCAAUUUCUGUUGCAUUUGGUUCCGCCGAGACCCACGACGGUUCCGCCCCCUUCUUCCUUGUCAUUGAUGUUGUUGUUCUUGUCAGUGCCGCAGCCCCGACCGCCGGGAGCUCGAACCCGAGCCGGGGCCGCCCGGGUGGCGCGGUGGCGGCGGCAGCGGCUGCGGCUGCAGCAGCUGCGACGGCUGCGGGGGCUGCUCCGGGGACUGCGGGGACGGCCGGGGGCUGGCAGCCGGCGGCGGGGCCGGAUGGCUCUGUGCGGGCAGGCGGCAGGCGCCGCGUCGCUGCCCAGCGAGCUGAUCGUGCACAUCUUCUCCUUCCUGCCCGCGCCUGACCGGCUGCGGGCCUCGGCUUCCUGCUCGCACUGGCGCGAGUGCCUCUUCUACCCUGCUCUGUGGCCCCAGCUCCGCAUCUGCCUCCGCGUCUCCCCCGCGGAGCAGCCUCGGCUCGAAUUCCUCAUGCGCAAGUGCGGCUGGUUCGUGCGAGAGCUGCGUGUUGAGUUCGCCGCCGAGAAUUACCUGAGCGGUGGCGGCGGCCCAGGCGACGGAGGCGGCGCGGAUCCCGGGACUGGCGGGGAAGAAGUCGAGGCCCUGCAGCUCUCAACCCGUUGGCUGGAAGUGCUUCGCACCUACUUAGAGCUGGUGCUGUGCGUGCUGGUCAGCAUCCGGAACAACAGGAACCUCCAGAAGUUUAGCCUUUUUGGAGACAUAAGUGUUCUACAACAGCAAGGAAGUUUGUCAAAUACAUACCUCAGCAAGGUGGACCCUGAUGGCAAAAAAAUUAAACAAAUUCAGCAGCUGUUUGAAGAAAUACUGAGUAAUAGUAGGCAACUGAAAUGGCUGUCCUGUGGGUUUAUGCUGGAAAUAGUAACCCCAACCUCACUGUCAUCUCUCUCAAACUCUAUUGCCAACACCAUGGAGCACCUGAGUUUGCUGGACAACAAUAUUCCUGGUAACAGCACUCUGAUCACCACAGUCGAACUGGAGCGAUUUGCGAAUCUACGCUCACUUGCCCUGGAUUUCUGUGACUUUACAGCCGAGAUGGCAAGAGUCUUAACCGAUAGCAACCAUGUGCCUUUGCAGCGACUGUCUCUCCUGGUCCACAACGUUUCCGUGAUGCAAAAGUCUCUGGACAACAUGCCAAAUGAUGAGCAUUGGAAAGCCUUGUCACGAAAGAGCACCAGCCUCCGGGUCUAUAUAAUGGCCUUUGAUAUCAAGAGUGAAGAUAUGUUAAAGAUUCUGAAACCCAGUAUACCACUAGAGAGGAUUCAUUUUGACAGCUACAUCACUUGUGUUUCAGGAGCUAUUGUUGAUCUUAUAUCCAGGCAGUAUGAUAAGUUCCUCACUCAUUUUAUAUUAAUGAAUGAUGUGAUUGACACGUCUGGUUUUCCAGAUCUUAGUGACAACCGAAAUGAAGAUCCAUUGGUUUUAUUAGCAUGGAGGUGCACAAAGCUCUCUCUUCUGGCAAUUCACGGUUACACAGUGUGGGCACACAACCUCAUUGCCAUUGCUCGUCUUCGUGGCUCUGAUCUAAAAGUACUUGAAGUCACUGAAGAAAGCAUUGAUUUUGACCAAGGUGAACUGGCCGACCAGGAUGUGGAUCCAGUGCAUAACCUUAUUGAGCAGGUAUCCCUGGGCCUGGGUCAACCUUGGCACGCGGUCAUGGACAUCGAAUCACUCAGUGUCUUCACUGAACCAAAUCGUCAUUUUUACAGAGAGAUGCAAAGCUUCAGCGAAGACAUUUAGCUUUUUUAAAAAAUGUACAAUUCCUGUGGUUACAUAUGCAAGUAGGGUCCUAUUAUGUUUUUUUUCAGUAGUGUGAAUUAAUCCCUUUGUGCUGUGUUUAAUCAGUAUUAGCUUUAUAGAAUUAUAUAUGUAUAUUCUACUUCUUGAUCAAAGAACGUAGUCGGGUAUUGGUUUAGAAGUUCAAAGUGACAGUGUAUAGGGCUUUCACGGUUAAUGGACUUGUUAUCCAACCUUAAGGAUAUACAACCGAAGGUUGUCUGAGGUUGCUGGCUAACUUUAUUUUUCACUGAGUUACUCUGCCUUUUGAUGUUUUUCUUCUUUGUGUGUCAGAGUUCAGAGCUCAGGAGCCAAAAUAUUUUUAUACAUAUAUAGAUAUAUAUCCAUAGCCUGGUGGAUUUGUAUGCAAUGCACCGCAUUCAUGCAUUGUGACAGCACUUCAUUAAUUCUUAUUUGAAAUGGAAGAAGGGAGGAUAGUAUGAUCCCAAAUGAGUUAUCUUUAACAGAAAAGCCAAGACUUUAACUUUCAUUACAUAUAUAAUAGAUGAUAUCACCAAUUACCAUUCAGAAUUUUGUAUAGUACUAGGUUAGAACACUGUUUAAUCCUUUUUUUAAAAAAAUGCAUUUACCUAAAUGUGAAUACUCAAAUUGUUAGACUUUUUAAAAACUAUAUCUGACAUAAUUUAUUCAUCAAUUACAUUAUACAUUCAAGUUAGCUUUUUAGCCCAGAUUUCAAAUAGUGGAGGAAGAAACUGUAUUCCAGGGUAAAACCUCCUAAAGCAAAACCUUUAAAAAACAGAGCUGUAAACACACAUGCUUGCAAACAAACAUUAGUCGUGAAAUCCCUAGCAACGAGUCACUGGAUUUUUCUCUGUCAGCGCGCGUGUCAGCUGCCAAAGAAUAGACUUAACUGAAGAAGUGCCCACAUGCUGGCAGGGGCCGGCCCACUCUGGCCAGCCAGAUACUGCUAGAUUGUAAUAUUUAAGGUCGAAUUUCGACCUGUGGUACACAGCUGUGCUGUGGCUCAGUCAGCAACCUCAGAACUCUGAAAAAAAACAAAACAAAAAAAAGAAAAAAAAACCAUGCACCUGUUUCACUGUGAAUAGUGAAUGUAAAGGAAAGAAAGGAAAAACUGAAAACUUGUUCUAUCACAGGUAUGAGCUGCUAUGAUACAUGAAGAACAUUCCAUGAAGUAUGUUUUAAAACCUUGUUAUAUCUGAGAGGCUUUAAAAGCCGAUUUAACUGUUUCAGGGCAACCGCGGUACAGACGUGGUCUCUGUGAGACUUCCACCUGACCCCAGUUUUAAGUGGUACGAAUGUUGUGCAUUUAAUGUUAAAGGACAGUCUGCAAUAAUAAAGUAAGUAGCCAACGUGGGUGCCCAGCAGUGCUGAGACCUGGCUGCUCUAUUGUAAGCUUUGGAAACACAAUUUAUGCAACAGAUGUCCAGAUAUGAUUCUAUUUAUGGAAAAAGUUUAUAUGUAUUUUACAAAUGGUUUUACCAUCUUAUAUUAAAAUGACCUUUUGACAGGUGUGCACUGUUUUGUCUCCAGUGAGCACAUACCAUGAGGAUUUUAUAUGUACAUCAGUAGUGUGAAUCCACUGGCACAGUGUGUGUAAAUGCCAGAUGUGGUGAGAUUUUAUCUUAUAAAUGUGAUCGGAUAAAAUAAAUCCUGACAGAAACUGUAAGGAAACCAGCUGAGUGUUUGACCUGAUGACUGAUGUUGUAUGGUUUAUGUUAAAUGUAUAUUCUUUUAAUCAACGAAUAAAGCAUUAAAAAGUGA
Molecule: messenger RNA, 3723 nt
Organism: Neofelis nebulosa (Clouded leopard)
Lineage: Eukaryota; Metazoa; Chordata; Mammalia; Carnivora; Felidae
Gene: FBXO33
Product: F-box protein 33
Exons: 4
Coding region: 268-1944 (558 amino acids)
Biological process (GO): SCF-dependent proteasomal ubiquitin-dependent protein catabolic process; positive regulation of protein ubiquitination
Cellular component (GO): SCF ubiquitin ligase complex
Molecular function (GO): protein binding
Source: RefSeq, a predicted model, not a curated record